Molecule: messenger RNA, 2168 nt
Organism: Gavialis gangeticus (Gharial)
Lineage: Eukaryota; Metazoa; Chordata; Crocodylia; Gavialidae
Gene: ZP2
Product: zona pellucida glycoprotein 2
Exons: 18
Coding region: 16-2133 (705 amino acids)
Biological process (GO): prevention of polyspermy; binding of sperm to zona pellucida
Cellular component (GO): egg coat
Molecular function (GO): acrosin binding; structural constituent of egg coat
Source: RefSeq, a predicted model, not a curated record
UUUAAGUCAGUUGGGAUGUUGCCUUUAGUGUGGUGGAGGUGGUGUUCCUACAGCAUGCGGUUGCUACUUUUGUUUGUUUGUCUCAUGGUGUCUCCAACACUUGGUGCUCAUGAUCCUGGGGGUCUAGACUUCCCAGGGACUGUGUCUUGCCACCCUGACAAGAUGCUUACUGAAUUUCCUAGAGAGUUUAGGAACAACUCCUGGCAAGUUCAUGUAGUUGAUUCAAGUGGCAAAGAAAUUGUAGACUGUGCCUAUGUGAUGGAUAAUGAGACACUAGUGUUGACUACCCCAUAUGUGAACUGCACUCAACUGGAGCAUGAGCAGCAUAAACUGAAGCUGAUGAUCAACUGGACUGAUGCUGAGGAGGACAAUGUGACCUAUAGCAUUGGCUGUGAUGUUAUUCAAGCUGACGAUAUCGUCCCUCCUUUCUUUACUGGAGCUACAAACUGUACUAAAGACUUUAUGGCAGUUGCAUUUCCAAGGCUCAUUCCCAGCUUUCAUGAUGAAUACAUGACUGCAGAAUCUCCAGUGGCCUGGACUCUAUCCAUAGAUGAGGGAACAAGGACACACAGGCUAAGCCUGGGGCAAGCCAUGCAGCAAGGGUAUACCUUCAUCACAGAUGGUCAUGACCUAAUCUUCCAGGUGUCAUUUGGUGCAACAGGUGUUCUCUCCUACAAGCAAGAUGACCAGGUAGUCUACACUGUGGCUGUCAAGCUUGCAUAUGGCCCUCCGCAACGGCGACUGACUGUGGAAUCAAGAAUGAUCUGUGCCCCAGGUCCUGUCACUUGUAACUCAACACACAUGACAAUUACCAUCCCAGCUUUCCCAGGGACACUCACUGCUGUUGGUGUAGAGGACCAAAAUGUUCCAAGGGACCGACUUCAAGCAAAUAGAAUUGCUCUAGACACCAAAAAGGGAAUAAAGCUACACAUCAACAAAAGAAUCCUGAAAUCUAAACCAUAUGGUGAGAACUGCUUGGGACUUCAGUUCUACAUGUCUUCUAUGAAACUAACUUUCAACUUCCAUGGAGAGAUGGUAUCAAUGGUGACGUAUCCAGCAUGUCCCUGCGACCAGCCUGCCCCAGUAGCUGCUGUCUGUACCCAGGAUGGACACAUGAACUUUGAGGUUCUUGCAGACAGAACAAACCCCCCUCUGGACUUGGACACUCUCAGGCUAAGAGAUCCUACAUGCAAACCAGUCUUCAAGUCUCCAUCUAAUGAUAUGGUGCGGUUUCAUGUACCCUUGAACAAGUGUGGGACACGGCAGAUGUUUGAAGGUGGGAGAAUAAUUUAUGAGAAUGAAGUAAGUUCACUAUGGGCAGAUCUAGCCCUGCAUAUAAUUUCUAGAGACAGUGAAUUCAGGCUAACUGUAGCAUGUUCCUACAGUAAUGACGAUGCCUCUCUAAGUUUGAGGCUGAACAGUCUCCCCCCUCCAGUUUCCUCAAUAAAUCAAGGUCCCCUCUCCUUGCUGCUGUUGACCUACCCAGACAAUUCCUACAUGCAGCCUUAUAGUGAUGACCAGUACCCCAUAGUAAAGUAUCUGCGGCAACCUAUCUUCCUUGAACUACAAGUCCUAAACCGCAACGAUCCCAAUCUCCAUGUGGUACUGGAUGACUGCUGGGCAACAGCAUCAGAAGAUCCAAGCUCUCUGCCCCGAUGGAAUAUUGUUGUGGAUGGGUGUGACUAUGAAUUGGACAGCUACAGGACUGUAUUCCAUCCAGUGGGUCUCGCAGUCAGCUACCCUAACUAUCGCCAAAGAUUUGAAGUGAAGACUUUUACCUUUGUGUCUGGAGACACGGCUCUCAUCAGCCUAGUAUACUUCCACUGUAGUGCUCUGCUCUGUAAUAGGCUUGAACCAGACUUUCCUCUGUGUACAAAAAGAUGUCCUCUGUCUAGAAGCAAACGAGAUGCUGGCUUGCAAGGGGAGAACUCUGCUGUAGUGAGCUUACCUGGUCCUGUUCUUCUGGUGCCAAGAGAAUGGUCUGCAACCCAAGAGAGAACAAGGGUGAGCAAAGGAACCUGGACCACCAUUACAGUGAUGGCUGCAGUGAUCCUUUGUGCAAUGGCUAUGUUGCUGGUGAUUCUCUUUAAAUCUCUAAAGAAAAGAGCUGUAGUGGUAAAUGCUGUAUGUUAGUUUAUUUUUAUAACAAAAUAAAUUUAGUUUAAAGA